Molecule: messenger RNA, 819 nt
Organism: Lacerta agilis (Sand lizard)
Lineage: Eukaryota; Metazoa; Chordata; Lepidosauria; Squamata; Lacertidae
Product: leucine-rich repeat flightless-interacting protein 2-like
Exons: 4
Coding region: 1-510 (169 amino acids)
Biological process (GO): regulation of transcription by RNA polymerase II
Molecular function (GO): RNA polymerase II cis-regulatory region sequence-specific DNA binding; DNA-binding transcription factor activity, RNA polymerase II-specific
Source: RefSeq, a predicted model, not a curated record
AUGGUAUCAAAUGCUCAGUUAGAGAAUGAGAAAACCAAUUUCAUGUAUCAAGUAGACACCUUGCAGGAUGCAUUGAUGGAUUUGGAAGAACAGCUUGCAGAAUCUCUGAAACGAUAUGAAGAGAAAAACAAAGAAAUCCGACAACUAAAGCAGAAACAGGAGGACUAUGUCAGGGAAAUGUGUGAUCUUCAAGAGACAAUAGAAUGGAAAGAAAAAAAGAUAGGGGCAUUAGAGAGGCAGAAAGAGUUCUUUGAUUCCAUAAGAAGUGAGCGAGAUGAUCUUAGAGAGGAGGUGGUUAUGCUGAAGGAACAAUUGAAGCGACAUGGAAUAAUACCCAACUCAGAAGUAGCUACCAAUGGAGAAACCUCUGGUGAUAUAGAUAAUGAUGGACUACAAAGUUCUUCCAAUAUUGCUCCAGGGUCAACUCAUGCCCCUAAGGUAGCUGGGGAUGAUACAUUAGGUAAUUUCCUUUUAUCUAGAAUUUUGAUCACCACCUUUGCUAGAAUCUGAACAACUAACUAAUCACCAGCAUGCUGCUUAUAAAAUCACUUCUAUACAUUUUAUUUUCUGCUUAAUGCCAACGAUCACUUCAAGCAUAUUAUAUUUCUUUUAUUUGUCUUUAACAGGAGAUGUUAAAAUAAUUCCUUUUUAGUCCCCAAGUCCAGGGAAACAAAUGCUUUAAAAACAUCUAAGCUCUAUAUGUAUGUCUACAGGGUGUGCAGCCACUUUUAUUAAGACAGAUGUUGAACAUGCAAUCCUAAGUGUCCUGAGUGACUCUGAAAGUGCUUUGGUUCCCUGCAGUACAUGGGGGAAACUUGA